Messenger RNA from Trifolium pratense (red clover), 3622 nucleotides. Its product is annotated as auxin response factor 4-like. The record is from RefSeq and is a predicted model, not a curated record. The coding region runs from base 995 to 3424 and encodes 809 amino acids. Gene Ontology annotation, biological process: regulation of DNA-templated transcription; response to hormone. Gene Ontology annotation, cellular component: nucleus. Gene Ontology annotation, molecular function: protein binding; DNA binding. Lineage: Eukaryota; Viridiplantae; Streptophyta; Magnoliopsida; Fabales; Fabaceae. The transcript has 12 exons.
AAGCACAAAGCAAAGGAGAAGAAGUGUGGGUUCUGUACUUUCCUGCCUUGUCCCCCCACCCAACUCACCCACACUCACACUCACUCACUCACACACGGAUAUGGAUUCCCUGUCGGUCGUCAUGUUUUCAUACAGUUUAACAUUGUAAAAGAUCUUAACAGUUGAUUUGAAAUCACACAGUCAAAUUUCAACUUCAAUAUUAUACAUUAUACCAUGUUGGUCGUCAUGUUUUCAUAUAGUUUAACGCUGUAAAAGAUCUUAACGGUUGAUUUGAGAUCAUCCAGUCAAAUUUCAACUUCAAUAUUAUGCAUUAUACCAAUCUUAAUAGCUUAUUUUGAUCAGAUGCGUCAAAAUUGUAACUACUUCACACAGUUAUAGCAAAAAAUUAAAUCAUAUUCCCUCACACACACAUGCACUCGACACAAAAAUAGAUUCGCUAUUGUGACUGUUGUGAUGUUUUUGCAAAAUUUGACGCUAUAAAAGAUCUCGACACAGUUGAUUUGAAAUCAGACAGUUACGGCACGAAAACUUAUUCCCUCACUCACUCCCACUCUAUCUCUCUCCAACAACUACAAAAUCCACUAACAAAAUUAACUUUUGUUGCCUUUUGUUUCCUGUGCUAAAUGCAAUUAUCUAUGUCUCUCUUCUUUUGUUCCCUCUUCAAAUGGUAGAAGAAGAAUCAUACAACUUUGACACUGUUUUUUCCUCUCAAAAAAAACAUGUUCUCUGUUCAUCUCUUUGUUUUCACUUUUGUUGUGGUGUCCCUCCAAACAUGUAUUCCUUUUUUUUUUUCAUGAUUUGAUUUGACCUCAUUUCCACCUCAUCUUUCUCUCUUUGUUUCUUUCUUUCUUUCCUUUUUCUUUCUUUCUUAAAUCCACUUGAUUACACUCUCCUUCAUCUUUAUCUUCCUUUUUUUCUUCAUUUUUUUUAUAUAUUCUCUUUGGUUUUCAUUUGAGUCCUAAGAGAAAAACCAACAACAAAAUAUUUUGUGUUCAUGGAAAUUGAUCUGAAUGAUGAAGUAACUGAAGUUGAGGACAAGAAUAAGAACAAGAAGAAUAAUGUGUCUUGCAAUGGUGACUGUGAGAAAAGUGUUUGUGUUUGCACUUUAUCUUCUUCUUCACCAACAUGUUCAUCUUCUAGUUCUUCUUCAGCUCUUGUAUCUUCUUAUCUUGAGCUAUGGCAUGCUUGUGCUGGUCCUUUAACAUCACUUCCAAAGAAAGGGAAUGUUGUAGUUUAUUUUCCACAGGGUCAUUUGGAACAAUUUUCAUCUUUGUCUCUCUUAUCACCAUUGGAGAUUCCAACUUUUGAUCUUCAGCCACAAAUCUUUUGUAGGGUUGUCAAUGUUCAAUUACUGGCCAAUAAGGAAAAUGAUGAGGUUUACACACAAGUUACUUUGCUUCCACAGGCAGAGUUAGCAGGGAUGUGUUUGGAUGGCAAAGAGUGUGAAGGGUUGGAAGCAGAUGGAAAUGGAAAUGGAAAAACAACACCUGCAAAGUUAGCUUCUCACAUGUUUUGCAAAACACUCACUGCUUCUGAUACCAGCACUCAUGGAGGGUUUUCUGUUCCUCGCCGAGCUGCCGAAGAUUGUUUUCCUCCUUUGGAUUAUAAGCUGGAGAGACCCUCUCAAGAGCUUGUUGCAAAAGAUCUGCAUGGUGUGGACUGGAAAUUUCGCCAUAUUUAUAGAGGUCAGCCGAGGAGGCAUCUGCUCACUACCGGUUGGAGUAUUUUUGUAAGCCAAAAGAAUCUUGUUUCUGGUGAUGCAGUGCUCUUUCUAAGGGGUGAAAAUGGUGAGUUAAGAUUGGGAAUCAGAAGAGCUGCUCGACCAAGAAAUGGUCUUCCUGAAUCAAUUAUUGGUAACCAGAGUUGUUCUCCUAGUUUCCUUUCUUCUGUAGCUAAUGCAAUAUCUGCAAAAAGCAUGUUUCAUGUUUUCUACAGUCCAAGAGCAAGUCAUGCGGAUUUUGUUGUCCCUUACCAAAAGUAUGUUAAAAGCAUCAGGAGUCCAGUGACCAUAGGGACAAGAUUCAAAAUGAAAUUUGAAAUGGAUGAAUCUCCAGAAAGAAGGUUUAGCAGUGGUAUAGUGAUUGGAAUGAGUGAUUUGGAUCCCUAUAAAUGGCCCAAGUCAAAAUGGAGAUGCCUUAUGGUCAGAUGGGAUGAGGAUAUUGAGAAUAAUCAACAAGAUAGAAUCUCUCCUUGGGAGAUUGAUCCUUCUAAUUCUCUCCCUCCUUUGAACAUUCAAUCUUCUCGAAGGCUGAAGAAACUCCGGACAGGUCUUCAAGCUGACUCCCCCAGUCACCUUAUCACUGGAGACGGCGGGUUUAUGGACUUUGAUGAGUCUAUAAGAUCACCCAAGGUCUUGCAAGGUCAAGAAAAAACAAGUUUUAUGUCACUAUAUUAUGGAUGUGACACGGUAACUAAGAAGACAGAAUUUGAUAUCAAUUCUCUAAGUCAUUCUCAUACUAAUCUUGCAUCAACUGGAGCAAGAAAAAUUACUUCUGCCGAGUUUACGAGGGUUCACCCUUCUAGUUACGCAGGCUUCACGGAAACAAACCGGUUUCCUAUGGUCUUGCAAGGUCAAGAAAUAUGUCCAUUGAGAUCCCUGACGGGAAAGGUUGAUUUAAACCUUAAUUCUUGGGGUAAAACCAAUGUCAGUUACACAAAUUACACCUUACAUCAAGCUACAAAACCAAACUUUCAUUCUUUAGGAUCGGAAAUUCUUCAAAAUUCCUAUUUUCCUUAUGGCCAAGGUAGUAGCAUUUUGUGCUCUAAACCCACAAAUUUCAACCUAGAGAAUGUUCCAUUUAACACUCCUUCAGCUCAGAUAGGUACAUUGAAAAAUGAAGUUGGACUAUCAAGUUUCGCAAUCCGAAACGAGCAGAAGCUGCAGGACAAUACUUCGGCUGCUACAUCUCUAGGUGCAAACAUAAGGAUUUUAAAUGAUGAAAAUUUUAAGGGGAAGAUAAAUCCUUGCAAAUUAUUUGGAUUUUCCUUGUCUGCGGCGGAAACCACCUCACAAAAUCUACAGAACUCUGCUAAAAGAAGUUGCACAAAGGUUCACAAGCAAGGUAGCUUAGUUGGAAGAGCCGUUGAUCUCUCAAGAUUGAGCAGCUACAAUGAUCUGAUGAGUGAACUAGAGAGACUAUUUGGCAUGGAAGGCCUUUUAAGAGAUUCUGAUAAGGGAUGGAGAAUCCUCUACACUGACAGUGAAAAUGACAUUAUGGUUGUUGGGGAUGAUCCAUGGCAUGAGUUUUGUGAUAUGGUAUCCAAAAUUCAUAUACAUACACAAGAAGAAGUGGAGAAGAUGACAAUUGGGAUGAUGAAUGAUGAUAACCAGAGCUGUUUGGAACAAACACCACUGAUUAUGGAAGCUUCAAAGUCAUCCUCAGUAGGUCAACCUGAUUCUUCUCCAACAGUAGUUAGAAUCUAGUUGCAUAUGCUGGCCUUGUCUCUAAUGCAAAUAUAAUCAAAUGUUAAUUGCAUGUUUAUUACAAUUGAUUACUAUAUUUGAGCUGAAAAAAAUAUAUUAUUAUCUUUGAGCUAGUUUUGAAAUUGAAUAUUAUUAAUCAAUUAAUCUCUUUAUCAAUCAAUUUUGAUCCAAUCUAAUAGAAAUCAAUGAAAGACUUUC